CCUCCUGACGUGUGAGAUCCCAUGGCUAUCCUGUCCACGUCGCCAGCGCCAACCCCUCCACGGAGAAGAUCGGUGUCACAGGCUUCAGGUCGUGAUCCCUCACUCCCUGCGGUGGAUCGACCACGAAGCACCUCCUGCGGCCGCCAGGUGCCGACGCCACGAAGCCAAAGCUUACAAAGAUCGCUUGGCCCUCGCGGCGAGGCCCGGAGCGAGGCUCGGAAGAAGGAGCCUCCGCGGGUUGAAGGACUGCCUGCAGUCCUGUUUCUGGAUGUGGAUGGUGUUCUCCACCCGGUGCAGGCGCGGCAUCCGCGGCAGCAGUUUGCCACUGGCUGUCUGGCGCUUGUGGCCGAUGUGGUAAAGGCCACUGGGGCUGCCAUUUGCCUCUCCACUGCCUGGAGAUUGGAUCCCUCUGCACGGCGCUUUGUGGAGGAAAAACUUCGAGAAUUUGGGUUGGGUCCUCCAAUUGGACGGACCCCGAACCUGGCUCAAUUUCACCGCAGCCGAGAAAUCCUCGCGUGGGUCACAAAGUUCAAACCAAGCACUUGGGUGGCCUUGGAUGAUUGGCCCCUAAACGAGGAGGAUUCGAAGAUGCAUGGCCACUUUGUACAGUCUCGACCCCGUUUCGGGCUUCAGCCGGACACAGCUCAGCGUGUGGUGGAACUCUUCAAAGCGCAACAGCAACCCUUGAAGAGCCACGCUUGAGGAGCCACGCUUGAGGGGACCUAGAUUGAGUUGAAGUCCCGCGGCCAAGUCGCAGGGCGCUUGGGCAGCUGAAUGAGAAGAGACCAUGCCAAGACUGACUUAGCAGUGCGUAAUUUUGCAUUGCCUUUUGCAGUUGGCAUCACAUGUCAACUGGGGGACGGUAAUAUCAUUAGGAGCAUGGUGUUGGGUCCAAAUCAAGCAACAGAGAAGAUCUCACGAUAUGAGAUGUCCCAGAGAGCAAGCGCGGAAACUGCGCGAGAAUUUGUCCAUAUUCAAAGAUGGCAGUGUGCAAUUCAAAGUUGCUGGCACUGCCUGCCAUGGUUUCACGCGCGAAAGCUUUUUUGUAUGUUAUUUGACAACAAGUGGUUAUUUUUUUUAUCAGAAGGUAAAGGUGC
This is a messenger RNA of Cladocopium goreaui, 1097 nucleotides long. NCBI's taxonomy places the organism in Eukaryota, Dinophyceae, Suessiales, Symbiodiniaceae. The record is from the annotation of a GenBank genome assembly.